Guyanagaster necrorhizus is the source of this 1973-nucleotide messenger RNA. RefSeq names its product MFS general substrate transporter. Gene Ontology annotation, molecular function: transmembrane transporter activity. Gene Ontology annotation, biological process: transmembrane transport. Bases 388 to 1800 code for a protein of 470 amino acids. The transcript is spliced from 16 exons. The record is from RefSeq and is a predicted model, not a curated record. NCBI's taxonomy places the organism in Eukaryota, Fungi, Basidiomycota, Agaricomycetes, Agaricales, Physalacriaceae.
CAAUUGAAUGAAUUCCGGUUGGAAGCUGCCUCGACCUUGGUUCUGUGUAUGUUGUUUGGCAAGGCCAUCUUUAUCGUCGCCAAUGGGGCCAUCUCAUCACCAAACUUGGUCGGACCAGAUCUACCCGAUGCCGAAUGCCAUCUUCUCCUUUCGAAAUUCGCAGCUGAACGUGUUCUGUGAUUCCCGGUGCGAGACCUGCCACUUGGACGUGCCUCGGGCAUCAGGAAUAGAACUCGACAAAUAUGUCCGAGCCCUAUCAAUUCAUGAAGCAAUGUUCUAAUUGCCCACGACGUGCCCAAGUGAUUUACAUCGUCUUGGUGCCAGGACUUGUGGUCUGCGUCCUUCCCCUCUCUCUCUCUCUCUUCCAUCAUCCUCUUCCCUUCCCUCAUGAGUCCACCGCCUUCGUCGCGGCUUAUGUCGCCCUCUGACUAUUCCAUUGCUGCCAGCGCAAACGAUGCCGGCGACCGGCAGCUGGCUCUAUCCCCUACUGUGACGCAUCUCGGUGACGAAGAACCUGAUAAACGAAUUCCUAGCCAAGAUGACGAGCUGGACGCUGAAAAGCAGAGAGCUCAAGCCGUGCCGCAGUUUCCUGAGGGGUCGUUCCGCGGUUGGGCAACUGUCUGUGGAGGGGCCUUCGUUGGGAUGUGCACGUUUGGAAAUGUCCAGAGUUUUGGAGUGUACCAGGAGUAUUAUACAACGACCUCUUUAUCCGAGCAUUCCUCUUCCCAGAUAAGUUGGAUCGGCUCUGUACAACUCUGUUUAUUAUUUUCCCUUGGUCUCCUGUCGGGUAAAUUAUUCGAUCAAGGAUACUUUCAUCACCUCCUGCUGGGUGGAAGCCUUCUUUUCCUAUUUUCUUCGUUCAUGUUGUCCUUGACCCAACCCCAUCAGUUCUAUCAAACUUUGCUGUCGCAAGGAUUUGGCAUGGGACUCGGGAUGGGCUGUAUGUUUAUUCCCUCGAUGAGUGUGUUAUCACACUAUUUUCGGGUUAAGAGGGCCGUGGCAAUGGGAUUCGUGGUGUCAGGCGGCGCUCUGGGUGCGAUCAUUUACCCAAUUUUGCUGAACAAGGUGUUCGACAAGACUGGACUUAGAUUCCCUUGGGCAGUUCGUUUCGUAGCAUUCAUAGAUCUCUUCCUUUUGACGCUCGCAAACCUACUAAUGCGACCGAGACUCCCACCGCGGAAACGCGCCCCCAUCGAUAUAUAUAAGAUUCUAUACGAUUUCCCAUAUUGGUUGACCGUGACUGGAAUAACACUAGGGUUCUGGGGACUUUUCAUUCCCUUCUUUUACCUCCAGGUGUUUGCGGAGCUUCAUGGAGUAAAUCCUAGUUUCCUGACGUGGACGCUUCCGGUCCUCAAUGCUGGAUCGCUCUUCGGGCGGUUCAUUCCCAAUCUCCUGGCCGACAGGUACGGCCCUUUCACAGUUAUCAUACCAAGUGGUUUCAUAACGGGAAGCCUGGUGUGGGCCUUGCUCGGGGUACAUACUAUUGCGGGCAUGGCGGUGUUUGGCGUGCUGUACGGAUUCUUCUCUGGAGCCUUCCUAACUGUGGCGACGCCGGCUAUUGCAUCGUUCACUCGCAGUCCUACUUUGGAUGAUAUAGGACUCCGGAUAGGUAUUUCCUGCUUUUUCAUUGGACUUGGCCUUUUGACGGGAAGUCCUAUCGCCGGGGCACUGCUAUCCCCAGAGUAUAUAUGGUGGAGACCCCUGCUGUUUGCUUGUGUUGUAAUCAUCUCCGGCACGAUCUGCCUUGCGGUCGCGAGACAGUAUUUAGUUCAACGCAAAGGUGGAAUGAGAUUUGUGUAAGAUGGUUAUAUAUAGAUACGAGAGAGAAUACGUGCUCUGACGAACCUGGAUGGAUAUUGUUUACUUAAUGACCGCCACACCUACUAUCAUGACGACGGCAUGACCUUUUACAACGCGGACUGUAUUAGUUAGAUUGCCUGAUAUAUAUUUUCAGUCUGAUCGUCGCUGUUAAA